GCAACGGUCGCUCCCGAUAAUAGUCACAAGCGCGUGACCCCCAUACCAGCACACACCCUUUGUCGACGAGAAGCGUGGGAUACUCGGCAAACAAUCGGACAGUAUCUUUGGAGCCUCGCUGGCCGGCAGCGCCAGGCCGCCGUUCCGAACGGCGCAAUGGAUCCAAUCACCGGAAUUGGAGCAGCUGCGUCCAUCGUCCAGCUCCUCGCAUUAUGUGCCAAGUCGGCAAAAGCAGCAAAGGAACUCUGGGAAUCGUACACCGAUGCCCCUGAGGAGCUCCGACAGCUUGCUGGAAAGAUGGAAUUCUUGAAGUUUUUGCUCCAGCAGAUCGAGGCGUUCGGUGGUCAUCUGGCGACUGAGAAUCUCGAUCAUUUGCUACCCGCCGUUCACCGCACCAUCAUCAUGGCGGCACUCGAGGGCCGAGCAGCCCAGCUAGAGCGGCUCCGUAGUCUACAGCGAGACCACCACACUUUCAGAUCUAGAAUGCGGUGGGCUGUAUUGGACAAGUCUAAGGCCGGGAAAGUCCUCAAGGCCGUCACCGACCUAGAGCAUGGCCUGAGUACAUGCCUCGUCAUCGUUCAGACCCGCCUUCAGACACUCAACCAAUCCUCCAUGUACCAAGUCAUGGCUGCACAGACUGCCAUGUUGCCGGCGCUGAAAGCCGCGUCACUUCAGAUCCAGUCCAGCAUCCAGAGUUCCUCUGAUGCGUAUGAUACGACGCGUGAAAAGAUUGAAGAAACUUCGGCCCUCGUGCGGAAAGAUAUUCAUGUGCUCCAAGACAGGCAACUCCAGGGUCUUGACCAAAACGCGACAACGCUCAAGGCCAUCCUCCAGACUGUUACUGAACUGAAGUCGACCACCACGACUGCCACGGAGUACAGGAAAGGGAAUAUUGACUCGGAGGGAUCCGUGCCAUACCACUAUCCACCACGACAGGGAGGUCUGGGAAAUCAUCAGUUUGACAUCGAAAGGAUAACGCAGGACAACAAUACAAACCGGGUCGUGGCUCAGCACUCAUGGACAUACCGCUGGACCGACGACUACUCCCGUUCGCCACCCGUAUCUGGUAGCGAAGGCUCACCACGAAUUCGAAGCGUCGCAGCGGCCGCUGAGUUCGAAUCAAAGGCCUACCGAAAAAAGCUGCGCGCCAGAGUCCGCGUUUGGUUUGGUCUUUUCGGCCCAAGAGUUGCCGAGUUCGAGUUUGCCGUCCAUAUUCGGUCCAAAGCUUGGUUGUCACCAACCGUGGAGGUUGCAGUGAGAUCAGUUAACAUAAGGCCCUGAACUCUGCUAUCUUUAACGCUUGUCAAGCCUUCGAUCUAAAUCGCGUCAAGGAACUAUUGGAGAGCGGUGCAGCAAGCAUUAACGACGUGGCUGACUCUGACAAUGAUCAACAAAGCAUCCUUGAUGUCAUAUGCGGUCGGACUAUCGUUAUAUUACGAUGAUACUUACCUACGGUGGCCGGUGCUUGAUGAACGCGACCCCAGCCAACUUAUUCGAUACCUCCUAGAUAUUGGUUGUGAUCCCAACUAUGGCAGCUUGUGAGUUCUCAACCAAACUUCGAGUUUGACUUGGUGGGAAAGCGGGGGCUUGCUAAAA
Messenger RNA from Chaetomium fimeti, 1596 nucleotides. RefSeq lists its product as uncharacterized. The coding region runs from base 157 to 1281 and encodes 374 amino acids. The transcript is spliced from 5 exons. Lineage: Eukaryota; Fungi; Ascomycota; Sordariomycetes; Sordariales; Chaetomiaceae. The record is from RefSeq and is a predicted model, not a curated record.